Phlebotomus argentipes is the source of this 349-nucleotide messenger RNA. It is a transcript of the gene RpL39, whose product is annotated as large ribosomal subunit protein eL39. Gene Ontology annotation, biological process: translation. Lineage: Eukaryota; Metazoa; Arthropoda; Insecta; Diptera; Psychodidae. The record is from RefSeq and is a predicted model, not a curated record. Gene Ontology annotation, cellular component: ribosome; cytosolic large ribosomal subunit. The coding region runs from base 101 to 256 and encodes 51 amino acids. Gene Ontology annotation, molecular function: structural constituent of ribosome. The transcript is spliced from 3 exons.
UCCCGCGAGGUGGCAAAAUUUUGGGACAACAUUUUUUCGUUGGGCUGUGCUUCGUGGUUUGACGUUUCUCUCUCUUUUCGUCAAGAUUUCCUGAGGAAAGAUGGCGGCGCAUAAAACCUUCAGGGUGAAGCAAAAAUUGGCUAAGAAGCUGAAGCAAAACAGACCGAUUCCGCAUUGGAUCCGGAUGAGGACUGGAAACACUAUCCGGUACAACGCUAAGAGGCGUCACUGGAGGCGCACGAAGCUAAAGUUGUAAGCGGUGUGCUCAUCGGGAUCCCCGUCGAGACCUGUGCGAUCGACAAGAACAUGUAAUAAGGUAUAUUACAGUCAAUAAACUCCAGAAAAGUAA